AAUAUGCAAUGUUGAAUGUGUGUUCAAGUCGCUGUGAAAGUACAGGCGUGGUACUCCAACUCCUGCCAGUUCAACAUGGCGGUUGUCAGGUUACUCCGGGUGGUGGUGCUGGCUGGGUGGAUGCAACUGUUAUUGGGUUCCUGCCCAGCUGGACAGUUUGGAGACUCCUGCAGCUACUCCUGCAACUGUGGGACAUCAUGUAACGCAACAACAGGUGCUUGUUCUGAUGACUGUGACACUGGAUGGAGGAAGGCAGGGGGUCUCUGCCAGAAACAAAACAUUGCACUGAACAAAUCAGCAUCAACGACAUCUAGGUCGUAUGGUAGCUGGUACCCAUCAAAGGCUGUGGACGGAGACAGUGACAUAACUGGUGAGAGCAGAACCUGUUUCCACGCGGCUGGAUCUCCGUCAGACUGGACAGUGGAUCUGGGCUGGGACUACCAGCUGUAUGACAUCAGAAUCUACAGCAGACGUAACUUCUACUUUAGAAACGCUAACUCUAACAUCUACCUGAACAACGACUCGUCAGCUGUCUGCUCCACCCUCCCUAGUCCAUCCACCAACCCCAACCCAACUGACCUAACCUGUAACGGUACCGGCAGAAACGUCACCAUCAGGAACCCGAGGACAGGACCUGGAGACAGUGAUGCACUCAACAUUUGUGAGGUGGAAAUCUAUGUCUGCAGUCCAGGAAUCUACGGGGUGAACUGUAAUACGUCAUGUCACUGCCUGGAUUCCACCUGUGAUCGCUGGACUGGAUUCUGUCCUGGAGACUGUAGACCUGGGUGGCAGGGACAGAGAUGUGAUACAGCUUGCAACUAUACCAGUUAUGGUACAAACUGCAAUAAAUCAUGUGCCGAGCGGAAGUGUGAAGCUACAAAUCCAUCAUGUGACCAUCACACUGGAGCAUGUGACACAGGGUGUCUUCCUGGUUGGAUAGAUGAGGACUGCACACAAGAAUGUACCAAUGGAACAUAUGGUGCUAAUUGCACCAGUCUUUGCUCUGACAGACGCUGUGCGGGGAACUCAUCAUGUAAUCACGUGACAGGGUCAUGCGAUUUGGAGUGUGGAGAUGGCUGGAUGGGUGUUGACUGCAAAACAGAACAAGAUCUCACACAAGUCCCUAGUCAGCAGUUUGAAGCCACCUCCUUUCCCUACCCCGCUGUAGUAGGAGCUGUUGUCAGCAUGGUGGUGAUCCUGGUUGUUGUCCUUGCAGUCAUCCUGAUCAGAAGAAGACGUGGGACACGUAAAGGACGCCUCACACACCAGCAAGUCAUUGCUGACAAGUCGAAACCCACACAAGUGGAAGACAUCGGGAUGUACAUGAAUGUCGGAUUUGAUGAAGACGAGAAACCAGCGUUGUCUUCAAAGAAUACAUCAGCUAAACAAACAACUGUUCGUAGCCAGGAUAAACCACAAGGUGAUUUUGCUGUGGACGAUGUGUAUACGAUGGUGAUCAAGGAUACAGGUAAAAAUGAAAUAGAUCAUCAUGACCUCGAGAGAGUAGAGGAGGAGGAAGACUAUGACGUCUCUGCCCAUGCUGUACAGGUUGAGGACACACCAGACAGAAACUACUACAACCUGGACGAUGCUGGACUUGGUCACGUGAUUCCCGUCUCAGAGUUCCAGACAAGAGUGGAAGAAAUGACACCAGCAAGGGCAGAAGAGGAAUUUAGGCGACUUCCUAAUGGUUUCACCCACUCCUAUGACGAAUCUCAACAACCCAGAAACAAAGGAAAGAACAGGUUCAGAGGCUAUUACCCAUAUAACUACAACCGCGUGGUGCUGUGCGACGUCAGUGACGACAGAGACAACGACUACAUCAACGCCAGCUACGUCAGUGGAUAUAAAGCAGAAAAGCGUUACAUAGCGGCACAAGGCCCCUACAGACCGGAAGUAGUGGAGGAUUUCUGGAGGAUGAUCUACCAGGAGGAAUGUACCACAGUUGUCAUGGUGACGGAACUUGUAGAGGCAGGGAAGAUGAAGUGCCUCCAGUACUGGCCAGAACAAGGAACUCUCACUUACGGUGACAUCUCAGUUACCAAGGAGACAGAAACACAACUAGCAAACUACACAGUCACAGAAUUGUCUGUUUACAAUGAAAAGGAAGGCAAGAUACACCAUGUUCACCACUUUUACUUCACAAGUUGGCCGGACCAUGGUGUACCCGACACUUCCGCCUUGCUGGAGUUUAUGUCGAGGGUCAAGGUCACUACAAGACGUCAAACACAGCCUAUCAUAGUUCACUGCAGCGCCGGUGUAGGCCGGACUGGUACGUACAUCGCUAUAGAGAGUCUCGUGGAUCAGGCAGCGGUAGAGUGCUCUGUAGACGUCGUCAGUUUCGUCUCUAACAUGCGAGGCCAGAGGAAGAACAUGAUACAGACUAAAGAGCAGUACCUGUUCUUGUACCAGGCCGUGGCUGUGGCGGUGUCCGAGGGGGACACAUCAUUUGACUCUGCCGUCAUCCUACAGAUAGACCUCAGUCAUGUGUCUGCAGUUACCAUGGGUAACAAAUCUGUACAGGAACACCUUGAGGCUUUGGAAAAUGAAUCUGAAAGAGGUCUUACAGGAGAUCCUAUUACCAUAGUAGCGUCGUACACAUCAAGGAAGGGAUUCUUCCUAGUAACGUCACACCCAGACAAAGAGGAAGUGUGGAAUCAGGUGUAUACUAGCGACUCUCGCACCUUGAUAACAUGGGCUUCAGAUCAACUGAUCCACCUCCCGUCAACUGACAGUACUGUCUCUUCAUCGAGGCUGACAGCAAGCAUUCACACAUCUGAAGUUAUAUCAAAUGAUGUUAUCCUCAACACUAUUGAUCUUACAGUAAAUGAUGAUGUCAGCACACCCAUACAACACUAUCAUUUGACCGGAAGUGCACGUGACCCAAGUGUUACUCUGUUGGUUGACAGCUUACUGACAUGGACGAGUGACCCACAACGAGGCUCAUGCACAUUGGUUUCAGAGUCUGUGAGCGAGGCUAGGCUGCUGGUCCUCCUGGUGAAUAUCGCCAGCAGACUGAAGGACGACGGCAGGGUGGACGUCAUCAGCAACUUGCGACGUCUACAGUCAAGUCUCGGUGGACCUCCAUUCUCCCAGGAUGAUGUCCGCCUGUGUCUGGAGUUCGCUCAAGGACGACUGGAAUCUCUUGGACUUUAUGCCAACAUGUAAAGCAUUUGCUUACUUACAGUAGGAAUGUGCAAUAGCAUUCUGAUUAAUGUAUCUGAGGUUUCCGCAAUACAGCUAAUGCAAGUGGACAUCGUGUUUGUUAACAGACUAAAAUAUAUUUGCAAUUAGCUGCAAAUGACAAUACAAAAGUAUGUUUUCCUGAAGGUUUACGACAAAAGUAAGAAGUAUACAGGAUAUCAAAUACAUGUAUUAACGUCUUUUCAAUGAUCAUUUUGUUGUACAUAUACCAUUUUCUAAAUUGUAUGAAUUAUGAAGCUUUCAGCACUGGUUUCACAAAAAAUACUUUGUAUUGAACUUUAACCAACUACGAACUUGUCUUUCAUUCGUUUCCAUUAAUUGUAUUUCAACUGAAUUACAAGACUGGGUAUUAUAAUGAUGUUAAAACCAUGUGCACUGUUUUUUCUUCAGCAUGGCAUAAUGGUAUCCAUACACACGUUUACAUGUAGGGUGUAUUUAACUCAUAAGGCGACUGGCUUCUAAAGUCAAUUCUUUACAUUUUUUUGUGACUGAUGUUUCUUUUCAAACAUUGAACCUCGAAGCUAGUUGAAAUGACAAAUUAUAGUGUCUCGAAAUGGAUUUAAUAUCAUUAGAUCUAAAAAGGAAGCCAUAAAUAUGACAUACAACCAAAGUAUGCCACAACAAUCUAAAAUUGUAAUUACAGACGGAAAAUAAAUAAAAAAGGGGAAUUGAACACAUAAUGCGAGACAUGGGAAUAGUUGUUGUUAAUCAACAAUAUCUAUCUAUCACAUCCAGUAGUAAUGAUCCCUUUUGUAACCUGGUGUAAGUAGAGUACAGAGAUAUAACGAAUUAGGUAGUCCACAUUCACGUCACUUCUUUUAGGUGAAUAAAUUAACAAGGUGCUCCUUUGUAGUAAUAUAUCGACGUUACACGCAUUACUAUGUUUAUGCACAUACAAUUAUCUUCAUCUGUUACAUAAAAAACAGCAAUAAAUAUAGCCUAGAUGCAUGUAAAAACAGUCACCAGCAUUGUGUCAAAAUAUGUAUUACUGAUGAUGUGAUCAUGUUGUGUUAUCAAAUGUUGAAAUAAUAUAUUUUCAUGUUUAGUCACGCAGUUUAUAUGCCUUCCUGUAAAUGCUGCAGUUCAGUUUCUCAUAGUAUACUGACAUCUGAUUGUAAUAUACUAAAACAUUGCAAGAGUGAAUCUAAUGAAAUCUUUCGCAACACUAGUAUUGCAUACAGUGCUAGACUAUUUGUUUUGCUUUUCUUUUUAUUAUCGAAGUUGUGCUGAGGAAUCCUAAACUGUAACGCCGACAAAGUGUAAAUAAAGAAAAAAAAGACAG
Haliotis rufescens (red abalone) is the source of this 4486-nucleotide messenger RNA. RefSeq names its product receptor-type tyrosine-protein phosphatase epsilon-like. Gene Ontology annotation, molecular function: protein tyrosine phosphatase activity. Lineage: Eukaryota; Metazoa; Mollusca; Gastropoda; Lepetellida; Haliotidae. The transcript is spliced from 26 exons. Gene Ontology annotation, biological process: protein dephosphorylation. The coding region runs from base 16 to 3168 and encodes 1050 amino acids. The record is from RefSeq and is a predicted model, not a curated record.